Phacochoerus africanus (Common warthog) is the source of this 5284-nucleotide messenger RNA. RefSeq names its product leucine rich repeat containing G protein-coupled receptor 4 (gene LGR4). The record is from RefSeq and is a predicted model, not a curated record. Gene Ontology annotation, biological process: G protein-coupled receptor signaling pathway. The transcript is spliced from 18 exons. Gene Ontology annotation, cellular component: membrane. Gene Ontology annotation, molecular function: protein-hormone receptor activity; protein binding; G protein-coupled receptor activity. Bases 523 to 3378 code for a protein of 951 amino acids. Lineage: Eukaryota; Metazoa; Chordata; Mammalia; Artiodactyla; Suidae.
CCAGUGGCUGGGGGCUUGGGAACCCGUGCGUGCAACCCUAGAAGGGAAAAAGGACGGGAGGAGAUUGUGCCGCGGCCGCGAGAGAGCGAGAAACAGCCCGGGUGUUUGUGCGAGAGCCGGGCGGGGGCUGGGGCGAGGGGCCGGCAUGGCUGAAGGCUGCGCUCCGCAACCUUGAAGAGCGGCUGCGGCGUGAGGCCUGGGACCGGGAGGCGGGUGCGAUGGCAGAGCGCGGCCCCCGCAGCUGCGCCCGGCCGAGCCGGCUGGCCUGAGCCGCCGGAGGAGCGGGACUGCCUCUGCGCUUCCAUGGAGCAGCGGGAAGGGAGAAACUCCGGAGCGCCGCGUCCCUUCGCUGCUGCCGCGGACUGUUGAAGGGGCCGAGCCCGCGCGACUGCGGAGAGCGCAGAGCCCCCGGCCCAGCCCGCAGGCCUGCCGCCCGGGGCGGCGGGGGGCGUCGGAGGGCGUCGGAGACGCGCUGAGCGAGCGGCGCCGCGGGAGAGGCCGACGCGGGAGGCGGCCGCAGCAAUGCCGGGCCCGCUGGGGCUGCUCUGCUUCCUCGCCCUGGGGCUGCGCUGCUCGGCCGAGCCCAGCGGCGCGGCGCCCUCUCUCUGCUCGGCGCCCUGCAGCUGCGACGGCGACCGUCGGGUAGAUUGCUCCGGGAAGGGGCUGACGGCCGUGCCCGAGGGGCUCAGCGCCUUCACCCAAGCGCUGGAUAUCAGUAUGAACAAUAUCACUCAAUUACCAGAAGAUGCAUUUAAGAACUUCCCUUUUCUAGAGGAGCUACGAUUGGCUGGCAACGACCUUUCUUUUAUCCAUCCAAAGGCCUUGUCGGGGUUGAAAGAACUCAAAGUUCUAACCCUCCAGAACAACCAGUUGAAAACAGUACCUAGUGAAGCCAUCCGAGGACUGAGUGCUUUGCAGUCUUUGCGUUUGGAUGCCAACCAUAUCACCUCUGUGCCCGAGGACAGUUUUGAGGGGCUCACCCAGUUACGGCAUCUGUGGCUGGAUGACAACAGCUUGACAGAAGUGCCAGUGCAGCCCCUCAGCAAUCUGCCAACUCUGCAGGCACUGACCUUGGCUCUGAACAAAAUCUCCAGUAUCCCGGAUUUUGCCUUUACCAACCUGUCCAGCCUGGUGGUGCUGCAUCUUCAUAACAAUAAAAUUAAAAGCCUGGGUCAACACUGUUUCGAUGGACUCGAUAACCUGGAGACCUUGGACUUGAAUUAUAAUAAUUUGGGGGAAUUUCCUCAGGCUAUUAAAGCCCUUCCCAGCCUAAAAGAGCUGUUAUUUCAUAGUAAUUCUAUUUCUGUUAUCCCUGAUGGAGCAUUUGAUGGUAAUCCACUCUUAAGAACUAUACAUUUAUAUGAUAAUCCUCUAUCUUUUGUGGGGAACUCGGCAUUUCACAAUUUAUCUGAUCUGCAUUCCUUAGUCAUUCGUGGUGCAAGCAUGGUGCAGCGGUUCCCCAAUCUGACUGGAACUGUCCAUUUGGAGAGUCUGACACUGACAGGUACGAAGAUAAGCAGCAUAUCCAGUAAUUUGUGCCAAGAACAAAAGAUGCUUAGGACUUUGGACUUGUCUUACAACAACAUAAAAGACCUUCCAAGCUUUAAUGGUUGCCAUGCUCUGGAAGAAAUUUCUUUGCAACGUAAUCAGAUCCACCAAAUAAAGGAAGGUACUUUUCAAGGCCUGACAUCCCUAAGAAUUCUAGAUCUGAGUAGAAACCUGAUCCAUAAAAUUCACGACAGAGCUUUUGCCAAGCUUGGGUCAAUAACUAACCUAGAUAUAAGUUUCAAUGAAUUAACUUCAUUUCCAACGGAAGGCCUAAAUGGGCUAAAUCAACUGAAACUUGUGGGCAACUUCAAGUUGAAAGAAGCCUUAGCAGCAAAAGACUUUGUUAAUCUCAGGUCUUUAUCUGUACCAUAUGCUUAUCAGUGCUGUGCAUUUUGGGGUUGUGACUCCUAUGCACAUUCAAACACAGAUGAUAACAGCCUACAAGACUACAGUGUGGCAAAGGAGAAAGGUUCCACUGAUGGAACAGGUGUCACAAGCAGUGUUGACAAUGAGGAACACAGUCAAAUCAUUAUCCACUGUACACCCUCAACAGGUGCUUUUAAGCCCUGUGAAUAUCUACUGGGAAGUUGGAUGAUCCGUCUCACUGUGUGGUUCAUUUUCUUGGUGGCCUUGUUUUUCAACCUGCUUGUCAUUUUAACAACAUUUGCAUCUUGUACAUCACUGCCUUCCUCCAAACUGUUCAUAGGCCUGAUUUCUGUAUCUAACUUAUUCAUGGGAGCCUAUACUGGCAUCUUAACUUUUCUGGAUGCCGUGUCCUGGGGCCGAUUUGCUGAAUUUGGCAUUUGGUGGGAGAUUGGCAGUGGCUGCAAAAUAGCUGGGUUUCUUGCCGUUUUCUCCUCUGAAAGUGCCAUAUUUUUAUUAAUGUUAGCAGCUGUGGAAAGAAGCUUAUCUGCAAAAGAUAUAAUGAAAAAUGGGAAAAGCGAUCAUCUCAAACAGUUUCAGAUUGCUGCCUUUUUUGCUUUUCUGGGGGCUGCAGUAGCAGGCUGUUUCCCCCUUUUCCAUGGAGGGGAGUAUUCUGCAUCACCCCUUUGCUUGCCAUUUCCCACAGGGGAAACCCCAUCGUUGGGAUUUACGGUAACCUUAGUGCUCUUAAACUCCCUAGCAUUUUUAUUAAUGGCCAUUAUCUACACUAAACUCUACUGCAACCUGGAAAAAGAAGACCUUUCAGAGAACUCACAUUCUAGCAUGAUUAAGCACGUUGCUUGGCUCAUCUUCACCAACUGCAUCUUUUUCUGCCCCGUUGCAUUUUUCUCAUUUGCACCAUUGAUCACUGCAAUCUCUAUCAGCCCUGAAAUAAUGAAGUCUGUUACGCUGAUAUUUUUCCCAUUGCCUGCUUGCCUGAAUCCAGUCCUGUACGUUUUCUUUAACCCAAAGUUUAAAGAAGACUGGAAGUUACUGAAGCGCCAUAUCACCAAGAAAAGCGGCUCUGUGUCAGUUUCCACCAGCAGCCAAGCUGGUUGCGUGGACCAGGAUUUCUACUAUGACUGUGGCGUGUACUCACAUUUGCAGGGUAACCUGAGCGUGUGUGACUGCUGCGAGUCCUUUCUGUUGACAAAGCCAGUGUCCUGCAAACACUUAAUAAAAUCACACAGCUGUCCUGCCUUGGCAGUGGGUUCUUGCCAAAGACCAGAUGGCUAUUGGUCUGACUGUGGCACACAGUCCGCCCACUCCGAUUAUGCAGAUGAAGAAGAUUCCUUUGUCUCGGACAGUUCUGAUCAGGUGCAGGCCUGUGGACGAGCCUGCUUCUAUCAGAGUCGAGGAUUCCCUUUGGUGCGCUAUGCCUACAAUCUCCCAAGAGUCAAAGACUGAAUCCAUGUGUUUGUAACUGGUUCCCCUGUCAACCAAAAUCACAGUCUUGGUAGAAUGAACCUUAAUCUGAUGUCUCAUCUUGGAAGCACUUCUGUGAUCACUGCCUGGUGUCACUUAAAUAAGGAGAAGGUGGCAGUUUAUUUCUUAAACCAGACCUUUUCAAGGAACAAGUGCCUAAACUUAUCAGCUGAUGAAAAAAUGCAGUGUCCAAGCAAUGUGUAGUCUAUUCCAAACAAAAUUUAUAAUUGAAAAAGAUUUUAUGUAUCUCAUAGCAAUAUAAUUUUGGGUUUUUCUGAUCCAUAAGCAGCAAAUUUAUACCUGGUUUUCAAUUCAGCACAGGAUACAGAACAGCUGUUAAUAUUUUUUAAGAAUAUUUUAAACGGUGAUUUUAUAUAACUGAAAAAAGUCUUGCUCGUUUUACCUAAUGUCUCCCCAUUAAUCUCAGGACAACUUACUGCAGGGCCAAAAAAAGGGAUUGUUUCCCAGAUAGAACUAGGAGAGUAUAUGUAGGCAUUAUCUUCUUGCAUUUUCCAUCUUUGACAAACUAGAAUCAUCAAUUUUGCUUAAGAGAUUUAUAAAAUCUAAAACCCGAAGAUGUUUUUAAAACAAUAUUAACAACUGUUAUAUUUUCAAAGAAUACCUGAACACAUGUGUCUUCAGUCAUACUUUGCUUUGUUUCAAUCAGAGUAAAUUUUUUUCUUCCAUUUUUGUGAUCACACAGCUAGGAAAAAGUAAAGCGAUAAUUGCUGCAUGAGUUUAGUAAAUUUGGCUAAACUACUAACAUGGGAUUUUAAUGGUAUCUGAGGGAUUUGAUGGCUUCCUGUAAUGUUCUCAUUGAUAAAACUCUUCCUAAUAUCAUUGGCUUUACUCGUAUAUUCCAAUUUUGUUGGUUAUAUUAUCUACCUAUAGUUCAAAUUAUACAGACAAUAAAUUUUGGCAAAUGAUUUCAUUUAGUUGGAAUAAAUUGGUAGUAAUCAUGACACAAAGCACUUACAUUUACUUCUUAGCGAGCUGGAUUCUCUUAAACUUAGGCUAUUAUAUGGAUGCGUCCACACAUUUUUCCCCUUACUGUGAUUUACAGGAGCCUGUGCAACAGCUCAGAAAUGGUUCUUGUGAGACAAGACAAAUAUAUUACUAAGAAAAAAAAAAGGAAUAAAGUUUGGGCCUCUGUCUUUAAAAAUUAAAAAAUUUACUUGAUUUUCAUCUAGACUUUUAACAUGUCACUAUGUGGAGUCUUAAAAUCAUAAAUGUUCAAUAUGUUUUUUGAACAAUAUGCUAAAUCAAUAGCAAACCCACUGCCAUACUAGUUAUUCAGGAUAUACUUUAGUAAAAAACAUUAAGCUAGAUUGCAGUUUAAUAAUUAAACUGUACAUAAUGUGCAUAUAAUGAAUUUUUAUCUUAUGUAAAUUAUUUUUAGAACACAAGUUGGGAAAUGUGGCUUCUGUUCAUUUCGUUUAAUUAAAGCUACCUCCUAAACUAUAGUGGCUGCCAGUAGCAGAAUGUUAAAUUGUGGUUUAUAUACUUUUUGCAUUGUAAAUAGUCUUGGUUGUACAUUGUCAGUGUAAUAAAGACAGAAUCUUUGUAUAUCAAAAUCAUGUAGUUUGUAUAAAAUGUGGGAGGGAUUUAUUUACAGUGUGUUGUAAUUUUGUAAGGCCAACUAUUCACACGUUUUUUAAAUUGCUAUCCUGUUUGUAUAUUACACAUCUGAUAAAUAUUAAAUCAUAACUUGGUUAAAAAAAAAAUCUAGCUAAAAGUUUUUUUUCCUAAAAGUCAUGUUACUGAGUACUUUCACUGCAUUCAUUUAGAACAGGAGAUAUCUAAAAUAAUGUGGUAAACUACUCUACAUAUAGUAGGAAAUACAAUAUUGUAUGCAGUGUCUUGAAUUAUUAAAGUUUCUGGAAAGUGA